Messenger RNA from Notothenia coriiceps (black rockcod), 1230 nucleotides. RefSeq names its product mastermind-like protein 1. Gene Ontology annotation, biological process: positive regulation of transcription of Notch receptor target; Notch signaling pathway. The transcript is spliced from 4 exons. Gene Ontology annotation, molecular function: transcription coactivator activity. The coding region runs from base 709 to 1230 and encodes 173 amino acids. The record is from RefSeq and is a predicted model, not a curated record. Lineage: Eukaryota; Metazoa; Chordata; Actinopteri; Perciformes; Nototheniidae. Gene Ontology annotation, cellular component: nuclear speck; nucleoplasm.
GCCCUGCCUGUCCGCUGGAUAACAAUAGAGACAGAAACAGAAGGGACGCAGUUUAUCCCGUUUUAACCGGACUGAUCCGCUCCAAACUGCGCGUACAGACCCCGAUUUGGGCGGGGAGGAAUAUCCGGGACCGUAUGGAGAAAUACACAUAAAGUAUGAUGCUUUAUUUAGACGUUUCAGGCUGUGCUAACUGAGCUAAUGUUAGCAUUUUUCUACAGAGAAAGUAACUAAAUAUUACUUAGUGGAAUGCUCCGUUCCGAUUGGUCAAAUCGGACAAGUAACUAGGUAGAUUUACUCGAGUAUUGUACUUAAGGACAAUUUUGAGAUACUUGUACUUUACUUACCAUUUUUUGGGACUUUGUACUUCUUCUACCCCACUACAAUUCAGAGUGCAUUCUGGGAAACGGAGUUCUCUUCUGCCAGUCUAACCAGAAAACAUAGAGUUAGCAGCUAACGGCUAACAGCUACAGGGAGGCGGAGGAUCAGCUGUUUUCUAGACAGAUGCUGUAAGAAAGGAGCCACGCUUUCACAUGAGUGUGACUGAAGGCCAUUAGCAAGACAAAGGUCGCCUCCAUGGAGCCAGCACAGGAGUCUUUGUAGAGGGGGGGUGAGAAAAGAGCCAGAUUCAGCAUUUUUAUGGACGAAACCUGAGACGGGGGAGUUUUUUUUUUUUUUUUCCUUUUUUUGUGGAGAGAGAGUCUUUUAUUGAUGAUGGCGGAUUUUGUUACACCGCGACACAGCGCGGUGAUGGAGAGGCUCCGCCGGAGGAUCGAGCACUUCCGGCAGCAUCACAACAGCUGCGAGAGCCGCUACGACACCGCGACGCUGGAGCGGCUGGAGCACGAGCGCCAGCAGACCUUCAACCUGCACCAGAGAUGUUUACAGGCGAAAGCGAAGCGGUCCAACAAGCACCGGCAGCCCCAGAGCAGUGCCGGGGAGCAGAGGGAGCAGCAGGCCGCUCAGAGGGACCAGGGGGCCGGCCAGAGGGUGCAGGGAGGAGCCGGGGGAGAGCACCAGGCCGCCGGGGAGAGUGGAGGCAGCGCGGCGGAGCAGAGCCGCAACAGCACGCUGAUCGCGGUGAACGCGGCACCCCAGACUCACGGGGACGCACAACGCCACUGCAAGUCCCAGAAGCGACGAGCCUCGCCUGUCACCUCGACGCCCAAUGACCACACCAAGAACCAACGACGCACCCCAGAAUCGCUCUGUAGCGUGUGGGCAGGGGGGUAG